Oryctolagus cuniculus (rabbit) is the source of this 3890-nucleotide messenger RNA. Lineage: Eukaryota; Metazoa; Chordata; Mammalia; Lagomorpha; Leporidae. The record is from RefSeq and is a predicted model, not a curated record.
CCCAGAGGACCACAGUGGCCAGAGCUGGGCCAGGCCUAAGCCAAGAAGUUUGUCUGGGUCUCCCACAUGGGUGGCAGGGCCCACACCCUUGGGCCUUCUUCCGCUCCUUCCCAGUGCAUCUGUAGGGAGCUGGAUGGGAGUGGAGCAGCCGGGACACAAGCCAACACCCCUGUGGAAUGCAGUGUCCCAGGCGGGGACUUUACCUGUGAUGCCACACCGCCGGCCCCAUCUGAGAACCAUUGUUUAAAGGCAAAACUGGAAUUACAUUGUAGUUGCAGUGGGAUGCCAGCCCACCACCUCCCUAAGGAAAGAAAACAUAAAAAUCCCUGAUUCGUAGCAUUUGUCAAUUCCUGCAGCCUAAGUAUCCCCACUGUGCUAAUUUCAGGAAUUCACAGCACUGACGCAGAGCUGGGCAGAGAAACACAGAAAUGUUUCUCACCAGCUCGUGUGCGCCAGUCCUAGCAAACCCUGCUGUCUUUUUAAUGAUGUCUUUUUUCCUGAUCUUGAUGUUAAAAUGUUGAGAAUUCCCAUAACACAAAGGGAAAAAUUUAAAUCACCACCCUCCCCUCUGCUUAGCCGGAUCCUACUGCGUAGCCUAACAGUCCUGUGUCUGGGGACAGAAGUACACAGAUAGCUCUCUGCAGAGUUCCAGAGCCGUGCGCAUUGACGGCCGAGAAUUUGGAAGCCACAGAGAAGUCUCAGGCGCCUCAUCAUUCCCAGAUAACGUCGGAGCACGCUCCAUUUUCCUGCGUGCGUCUUUCUGACACGAUUGGGCCUGUGGUUCGAAUAUUUCUGAUUUUCAGUCAUAGCACAAGCAUAUUCCAUGCUCUGGAGAAGGUGACAACCCCGGGGAGAACAUUACCACUGGUAACUUACCAACUACGCUGCCGGGGCAUCAACAGGUGCAGCAUAGGAGUCCUGCUCCCUGGCAGCGCAGGCCCGGCCUAGAUGAAGCUCAGGUGGUCUGAAGUCUCGGUUGACCCUGGUCUGGGGCCCUGGGAUAUCUGUGGGUCUCUUUUCCACCUGCUUUCCCCUCCAGGUCUGCACUGGAAAAUGAGCAGGGAGAGACACUGAGCUUGGGCUUAAGCCUGGAAACCAGUUCAUUGCUUUGUGCGAACAGCCAGCAUUCUCUGAGCACCCACCACCUCGUGGCAGGUCCCACCCCUGUGGACCCAUGGCUGGUUUUUCCAGUUUGCUCCCUAAGCACAAUUUACAUAUUUCUCUGAAGAACCAUCCAGAAGCUAAACACACCGUCUUUGGACAUAGACGCAGGAGAGGCCCACGGCUGUGUCUCAAAACUCGGGGCUGGGGAUGGCCACAGGGGACAGGCGAAGCCCGAGGCUGCCCCAGGUCACCGAGCCAGCCGCACAGGGGGAGCCCCACGUGCCCACGGGCCGGGAGCUGACCGAGGCCAACCGCUUCGCCUAUGCCGCGCUCUGUGGCAUCUCCCUGUCUCAGCUCUUUCCAGAACCCGAGCAAAGCUCCUUCUGCACGGAGUUCGUAGCCAGCCUGGUGAAGUGGCUGGAGUUGUCCGAAGCCGUCCUGCCCACCAUGACUGCCUUUGCCAGCGGCCUGGGAGGCGAAGGGGCAGACAUGUUUGCCCAGACCUUGUCGAAGGACCCCGUCCUGAAGGGCGACCCGUCUCUGAUCACCCAGGACCUCCUGAGCUUCUUCCUCCGGGAUGGGUGCUAUGAUGCCCGGGCCAGAGUCCUCGUCUGUCACCUGAGCUCCCUGCUGCAGGUGCCCUUGCAGGAGCUGGAGCUCCUUGAAGACACGUUCCUGGAGAGCCUGAAGGACACCGGAGAGGAGGAGUCUGAGACAGCCGAGGCGUCCCGGAAGAAGAAGGAGAACCGGAGGAAGUGGAAGCGCUAUCUCCUGAUAGGCCUGGCGACCGUCGGUGGCGGGACGGUGAUCGGUGUGACCGGAGGUCUGGCCGCCCCACUUGUUGCUGCCGGAGCUGCGACGAUCAUCGGCAGUGCCGGGGCUGCGGCGCUGGGCUCGGCGGCUGGCAUAGCCAUCAUGACCUCGCUUUUCGGUGCAGCUGGAGCCGGCCUGACAGGAUACAAGAUGAAGAAGCGUGUCGGGGCCAUCGAGGAGUUCACGUUCCUGCCCCUGACAGAGGGCAGGCAGCUGCACAUCACCAUCGCCAUCACCGGGUGGCUCGCGUCCGGCAAAUACCGCACCUUCAGUGCCCCGUGGGCUGCCCUGGCCCACAGCCGCGAGCAGUACUGCCUGGCCUGGGAGGCCAAGUACCUGAUGGAGCUUGGCAACGCCCUGGAGACCAUCCUCAGUGGCCUCGCCAACGUGGUGGCCCAGGAGGCCCUCAAGUACACCGUGCUGUCUGGCAUCGUGGCCGCCCUGACCUGGCCAGCCUCACUCCUCAGUGUGGCCAACGUCAUUGACAACCCCUGGGGGGUGUGUCUGCAUCGGUCAGCGGAAGUUGGCAAGCACCUGGCUCACAUCCUGCUCUCCCGACAGCAGGGCCGACGACCUGUCACCUUGAUUGGCUUCAGCCUGGGAGCCAGGGUCAUCUACUUCUGUCUGCAAGAGAUGGCGCAGGAGAAAGAUUGCCAGGGCAUCGUCGAGGACGUGGUCCUGCUGGGGGCACCGGUGGAGGGAGAGGCUCGGCACUGGGAGCCUUUCCGGAAGGUGGUGUCGGGGAGGAUCGUCAAUGGCUACUGCAGGGGGGACUGGCUGCUGAGCUUCGUGUACCGCACAUCCUCCGUGCAGCUGCGCGUCGCCGGCCUGCAGCCCGUGCAGCUGCAGGACAGGCGGAUGGAGAACGUGGACCUGACCUCGAUGGUCAGCGGCCACCUGGACUACGCCAAGCAGAUGGACGACAUCCUGAAGGCCGUGGGCGUGCGCACCAGGCCGGGCUGGGGCGAGAAGGGGCUCUUGCUGGCCCCCGGCAGCCUGCCCUCCGCUGCUGCCGCCUCGGCCAGCAGGACCAGCCACCAGGAUGGAAAAUCACAGGGUCCUGAAGCUGGAGACACUCCGAGCGACCCCAGCCAAGCACCAGCGCCAGAGGGCCUGCACCAGUCUGACGGGGACUCCCUGCCCGCUGCCGCCAGCCCCUGUAUCUGCAGCCACGGUGUGGAAAGCAACCCACUGGGCUGUCCCGACUGCACCCAGGAGACCCAGGGGCCCUGCCCAGGGCUGCACUGACCCCGGCGCACCUGAGCCGCCCCUGCGGAUUGCUAUAGCAGCUGUUUGUUAACCACUUGUUCCCAUCCCCCCCGCCCCACCGGGAGCUGUGACGGUGCAGAUUCCUGUACGUACCUUCCCUAGGUUGAAGGAAGGAACUGGAAUUGGGGGGACGGGAGCUUUGGGAGCCAACAUUCCCUCCCGGGGGCAGCAAGGCCUGGGAGCUGCACGGUGAGCCCAGCGCAGUGCAGAGCUCCGGGCCUCCAACCCUGCCUGAGGCUCCCUGUCCAACAGGUCCCAUCGGGCAGGCCUGAGGACCAUCUGGGAGACGCCCACACAGCCUGUCCCUGGCCUCGGGGAGCCAGCUGUCUGUGUAUCCCACUCCCACUCCCUCCAGGGCUGCCACCAGCCCGGGGCCUGCUGAUGGCACCUGCAGAGCAGGCGCAGAUGCAAAAGGGACAGCUUCCCCUCUCUGCUCUUAGAAGAUCCGAUCUGAUCUGCCACGCACAGCGCGUAGGCUGUGCGCUGCACAACUACACGGACAGCAGUCACACAGAUGCGAAUGGUACCCUCCGAAGUUGUACAACACGGUGGCCCCAGCUAUCAAUGGAACAGAAAUGCUGGGUCAGCAUUCAGUGUGGCUGGGACCUGGGCCCAGGGUCAACAAUGGGUUACACGGGAGACAGGGACAAGGAUGAUAACCACAGUGGGUCACAAUAAAGCUGCCACUCGUGUAUCUACCGGGG